GUCUGCGCAUUCGUUUGUGAGUCUCAUUUGAGCCGGUCGAUCGUGUGGACGUACAUUACUCAUUUAAUAAAUAUAUACAUAGAAAAUAUAACAUGGCGAAAUUCUACCUCGUUGCAUUGCUCUGCGCUGCCGCUUGUGCGCAGCUGUCUUCUGCUGCCAACAUUGCCGAUGCCAUCGAUGCCGAUCUCCGCGUCAACAUCGAAGGUUACAAUAAAAUCCUCGCCACCGUCGAUGAAGCACACAAAGCCAAUCUCGAGAAGCUGAUCGCACAGACCGAGGCUGCUCUUAAGGAGACCGACCACAAGGAGAAAACCAAAAUUUUGGAUGGCCUAAACGGCGCUUUCCCCGAUGAAUUCAAUCAGUAUUUGAACCGAAAAUUACAAGAAUUGAAUAUUGAUGGUGAAGUACAACAGUCGCUCGACUUCUACAAAGCUCUGCUGGAAAAUGCCGAAUCGAAUGAAUUCAAGGCUGACAUUGAAAAGGCCAUAGCAACUUUGACCACCAUUUCACAGGAAACUGUUGCCGCCAAAAAGGUGGAAAGCUACCUGCAAUUUACCCAAGACCACCGUGCCAGUUUCCAAGAAUUCUUGAAGAAACAAACUUUGCCACAAAUCGAAAAAUCUCUGAAUGGUGCUAUCAAAUUCUUUGACGGUCUGCUCGCCGAGGCUGAUAUCAAACACAAGGACGAAAUCGUUGCGCUAAAGGCACAAGCUGAAGGUGGUUUGGCUGCUGCCAGCCUGGAAGAUAAGCAAAAGAUCUACUACGAGAUCACCAAUCCUGAGAACAAGGAGCUUUACAACUACUUGAAAGAGAAAUACAUUGAAAAGCAAUAAGUUGUUGAUAUUUUCGUCAUGAGUUUUGUAAGAAAUUAUUUUAUAUACUAAUGUAAAUUUAAUUUAUUUUAAUGUUGUUGAGAGUGUAGCGUUUUAACGGACUAGUGUAACGGCAUUCGUGUGAAAAUAAACAGUAAUAUAAAGGCAUAUUGCUAAAAUGGAGAAAAAGAACUGAUA
Messenger RNA from Ceratitis capitata (Mediterranean fruit fly), 1010 nucleotides. RefSeq lists its product as uncharacterized. The record is from RefSeq and is a predicted model, not a curated record. Bases 93 to 833 code for a protein of 246 amino acids. Lineage: Eukaryota; Metazoa; Arthropoda; Insecta; Diptera; Tephritidae. The transcript has 2 exons.